Hibiscus syriacus is the source of this 720-nucleotide messenger RNA. RefSeq names its product OVARIAN TUMOR DOMAIN-containing deubiquitinating enzyme 9-like. The transcript is spliced from 8 exons. Bases 1 to 549 code for a protein of 182 amino acids. Gene Ontology annotation, molecular function: cysteine-type deubiquitinase activity. Gene Ontology annotation, biological process: protein deubiquitination. NCBI's taxonomy places the organism in Eukaryota, Viridiplantae, Streptophyta, Magnoliopsida, Malvales, Malvaceae. The record is from RefSeq and is a predicted model, not a curated record.
AUGGAGUGUGGAAAGAAAGGAGACAGCUGUGCACAUGUUCUGCGUAAAGUUGGGAUGCUUAAGUUUAGAUUGGAAAUCUAUAAUUUAGUGGAGCUUAAAGUUGAAGGAGAUGGUAACUGUCAGUUCGGUGCUCUAUCUGAUCAAUUUUAUCGAACUCCUAAGCAUCAUGAGUUUGUGAGACAGCAAGUUGUAAAUCAGCUUGAGUCUUAUCCAGAUAUAUAUGAGGGCUAUGUUCCCAUGGCAUAUGGUGAUUAUCUGGAGAAGAUGUCCAGGAAUGGUGAAUGGGGUGAUCAUGUCACUUUGCAGGCUGCUGCAGAUUCGUAUGGUGUUAAAAUAUUUGUCAUAACAUCUUUCAAGGACACUUGUUACAUUGAGAUUCUUCCAAAUGCCCGAAAGUCAAAACGAGUUAUUUUUUUGAGCUUUUGGGCAGAGGUGCACUACAACUCAGUAUAUCCUUUUGGAGAUGUGCCUGCAUUUGGGACUAAGAAGAAGAAAAGGUGGCGAAUGUUGCGGAACAAGCAUUUCGAAUCGGCCGAUGAAUAUCGAUGAAUCAAUUGAGCUUUGUUGCUUUGGCAAGAAAGCUAAUCUGCUUUACCACUUAUUUUCUACCAAUGGUGUUUUAUUCAUGUUGAUUUAGUGGAUAUAAAGCAAGGUCGGAGACAUCAUCUUUGCUUGUUUCAAUGCUCCCCUUGAGAUUGUAAAUUUCUUGGAUACAGAUCU